This is a messenger RNA of Camelina sativa (false flax), 801 nucleotides long. NCBI's taxonomy places the organism in Eukaryota, Viridiplantae, Streptophyta, Magnoliopsida, Brassicales, Brassicaceae. The record is from RefSeq and is a predicted model, not a curated record.
AUGGAUGAAGAUGAAGGUGAAGAACCGGGAGAAGUAGACGAAAGGUACUUCCGCCAAAUCAUUGAUUCUCAGUUUUUCGAUAUCGAUCGUGACGUUCGUGUCCCACGUGUGAUCGGAGUCUCACAAUUUUAUUUUGGGGAAAAGGAGGAGGAAGAACAACCACCUCCCGAAAUGGUUCUCUACGAGGUUGAAGAUGUUGAUGCUACUGUAGAGGAUGAAGAUGUUGAUGCUGCUGCUGAUUCGUCUCCGUCGUCUCUCACUCUGCAAACUCUGGUCAGAAGACCUUUUGGUUCCUUUUUGGAAGCUAUGAUGGAAAUUAUGAUUGAACUCUGCAGAAUCAAACCCACCACAACAGCGAAUGAGGAACCAUUCGAGCACUUCAUGUUGGAUGGGGUAGAUGUGUUUUACAGAGAAUGUAUGCCUACCUUUUUGUCGGGACCGCCAGAAGAAGCAGCUGAUGAUCAGAGAUUCUACGAGGUUCAGGACGAGGACAUUCGUAAAAAUGAUUGGCUUCGUCUGUAUACCCACUUUGCACUUUUGAAAGUUUGCGAGGCUGGAUCUCAUCCUUUCCUGCCAAAGGAGAUGGAGUUGAAGAAGAUACUUGUGGAAACCCGAGUAACAACUCAAGAAGAUGAUGAUGAUGAUGAUGAUGAUGAUGAGCCGCCGUCUCCGAUUCUCAAGUCUAUGAAUGCCAUCUUCCACAUUAGCUUCAGGGCCAACUGUCGCGACUACAGAUGCAUAAUAAGGAGAACUACAGAUGGGUUACCAGGACAUAUGCGCCUCGAAGUCCAUACCUGCUAA